AUGCCAUACCCGCGGCCGGUCUCUCCGAUCAGCCUCGAGACUUGCCCCCCACCUGCCUCUGACAUCGAUGACAUAGACCUCGACGGCGUGCUGGGCUCCGACGAUGAGCUGGACGAUGAUGCCCGGGCUGCAAAGCGACAGAGGAUCGAGAGGCUGGCUGAGUCCUACCUGCAGGGCAAACCGCUCUUCAUCCUCUCCGCAUCUCUUCGCGGACCCUUUGACAAGGAUUGGGUGAACCCAUGGAGGAAGAACAGGAAGGUCGGGACAAGCACACGUUCCACAAAGGGGCAGAAUGCAGACCAUGUGGUACAAGAAACAGACUUGCGGCCCCCCAGGCACCGCGAGGACUGGUCGGUUGAGGCACGACUCUCUCGACAGUCUGCUGUCGUACCACCGAGUCCCUCGGCAAAAAGGAGACGCUCUUCAUCGCAUUUGAAACCCGAUCGAAAGACACCUACCACUGCACUACGCAAAGGAGAGAGACAGGUCCAGCUCUCACCCAGAAAAUCGAGACAAGUGUCGGCGGACGACGGCGAUGAACCAUCCUUUGCUGUCCCCACGGCGCCGGACUGGUUAAAGAAGGACCGUCAGCGAACGAACUUUGUGAAGCUUGACCCGCCUAGCUCUCCAACAACCAAGGUUGCUUCGCGGAAGGCAGAGGUCAAGCGUCGUCGGCCAGAAAUGUCUCCAUCUCGCUUGCGAACCCCUAAGGCGGUACCCAUCACCAUGCACCCGCAAAACCAUCUUCCGAUCACAUCAGUACAGUCUACUCGACUCGCUGCAAAUAUUCCCCAGCAACCUUCCGCGUCUGCUAAGGAUGUACCCCAAGAUCCGUCUCUCCGGGUUAUCUCUUCAUCGUCUCAAUUACCUCGAUUUGAGUAUCGUCGAUGGCGCCGCGAAUGCAGUCAAUCAGCCCAGCCAAAGUCCCCUAGCAGGGUUGGUACUGCAGAUGAACUUCUUCACGCCGACUCUAUUCCCGAAGACCGACAUACGACUGCUGCUCCCUAUCACAUAGAAGAGCGUAACAUGUCCCCUGCAGUGCCUAGCAUGGAUGAGGGACCCAAAAGUCUUCGGUUUGCUGAUGACACGGGUGUCUCAAAGGGGAAUGCCGUACAGCCACCAGUCUCAACUGAGGAGAAUUCUUGUGAAAACCUGCCUUCCGCGCAGGAAGUACCAGCACCUCCGGGUGUAUCAGACCGCAUUACUUCGUUGCAUUCGACGAUGGUUCGCAAGGCUGAUGCCGAACAUGACUCGAGUAGCAGUCUCACCCAACUUUCGACGCAAGCCGCUCUACUGCAUGCGCAGAAGUCGUUCCAAGACGACCUGGAGAGCCCGGGUCCCGACGACCAAAUAACACCAGGUCGGAAACGCCCUGCCUCGCGGUCACACAGCAACUCACCUCAUCUCUCCCAUACCGCCCUCUUUGCCGGGAUCGAAGCUUCACACCAAGCCGGGUUGACUCGGACGUCCAACGCUAUUGACAAGGAGAAGGUUCUCGACAUGAGCACACAAUGCAUGAUCGACGCAGCCACUCCUUAUACCUUCAGCACCGUCAAGAAGCUCAGGACGUACCGAGCAGGGUCACCAACAAACCCAACCAGGGCCCCAGCUCCUGCAGCUCCGCCUCCCAAUGACCUCGAGAGUGACUACCAGACUGCGCAAUCCAGUACAGGAGGAGGUAGCCCGCGGUUGACAGGCCAACAGCCGAACCGUCCAUUGGCGCUUCGAUCAGGCACGCAAGCAACCUCAUUACCGUUUACUUUGAGCGGGUCCACGCCUGCCACUGCGCAGGAUGGACAGGGAGCACAUCCUGAGAGCUUCAACUUGGGCCAGGCAAUAGCUGAGGCUGGGAGCUGGCUCCAGCAGAGCUUUGAUUUCAUGAGAGACUCGUCGAGACAACAGCCGAGCCAAGCUGGGAAAGCGCCGUCCUCGGGCGAUGCACAUCCGUCUGCGCUAGAUCUGGAUCUGGCGCAUUAG
This is a messenger RNA of Penicillium lagena, 1977 nucleotides long. RefSeq lists its product as uncharacterized. The coding region runs from base 1 to 1977 and encodes 658 amino acids. The transcript has a single exon. The record is from RefSeq and is a predicted model, not a curated record. Lineage: Eukaryota; Fungi; Ascomycota; Eurotiomycetes; Eurotiales; Aspergillaceae.